Zea mays is the source of this 2366-nucleotide messenger RNA. RefSeq names its product trihelix transcription factor ASIL1. NCBI's taxonomy places the organism in Eukaryota, Viridiplantae, Streptophyta, Magnoliopsida, Poales, Poaceae. Bases 902 to 1915 code for a protein of 337 amino acids. The transcript is spliced from 2 exons. The record is from RefSeq and is a predicted model, not a curated record.
GCCACGGGCAGCGCCCGGUCCACGGCGCCCGCCUGGCUGACGCGCGGGGCCCAGGGUCCCCCAGCUGGCGCGCGCGGCAGGUGGCGCGCCGGGCGCACGCGGGCGGUUGAUGCGGGAAGGAAGAGGACGAGGACGAGGACGACGGACGGACCGGGGCCCCCCGCCGGGCCAGCCAGCCCCAGCCAGCCUCCUCUCGGUUCCGGUGAUCCGGUCUCCCACUUUCCGCGGCUCCCCUCCCCACCUCGUGCUCCCUCCUCCCCUUUCUUUCGCCCCGCGGGCCGAUUCCUACUCAUCAGCCGCGGCGGGAGAAGACAAGCGCCUUUCUCCCCGGAAUUCCGCGCCCACCACCACCACCACCACCUCCUCCCUCCCCUGUGCAUUUGGCAGCGCAGAUCCCGCCGCUCCCGUCCAGCCAUCCUCUUCUCCCUUGCUCUACUAGGCCUUGACUGUUCUCGACUCCCCAGUCACCAACUCGGUUUCCUCUUCCACGCCGCGUUCCGUUCGGCCGCUUGAUCCAACACGCCAGCAGCUGCUGCCGCGUAAAACACCGGGAAAUACCUGCCUUCCUUUCUGGUGUAAGCAAGUUUCAACUCCCGAAGUUUGCUGCUUUGGGUAAAUCUUUUCUGACCUUUCAGGUCUCAGCAUCACCAGGCCCCUUUUACUACCAAUCUUUCUGUCCGAUCACUGCAAUUUUAAGCUUCAGUCCCCUUUUUCGGAAAAUCCAGUCUCUGACAAAGCUGUUCGGCGGCUCAUGCACCAGUAGCUUCAGCUAAGAUCUCCCCAUGCCACAGACUCCUCCUCCUCCAGGACCGUCAGCCAUGGUAUAGAGCUAUAGCGCUGCUCCGGCCGGCCUGCCUGCCUAAGCUGCGGAAUUCGGGCCCCCUCCCCGGCUUCCCGCGCCAUGGACGGCCUCCCCGACGCCGACACGGCGCCGGUUGCGGCCGCGCCGGCGCAGAAGCGCGACGAGUGGAGCGAGAGCGGCAUCCUGCGCCUGCUCGAGGCCUACGAGGCCAAGUGGCUGCUGCGGAACCGCGCCAAGCUCAAGUGGAGCGAUUGGGUCGACAUCGCCCGCGAGGUGUCCGUGCAUUGCGCCGACGACGCCGCAGCCGCGGGGAAGCCCCCCGGCCAUGGCGGCGGCAGCAGCGCCAAGACCCCCAACCAGUGCAAGAACAAGAUCGAGUCCAUGAAGAAGCGGUACCGGGCGGAGGCCGCGGCGGCGGCGCGCGCGGGCCCCGCCGCCGCCGGCCCGACCUGGAGGUUCUUUGCCCGCAUGGACGGGCUGCUCAAAGGGCCGCCCGUCUGCUCUGCCCAGGUGCAGCAGCCCGAGCUGACUAGCAGCAUAGACUUGCGAGCUCCGGCGAAACCAGAGGCCGAGGUAGAACUAGCCGAUUUUGCCACGCAGUUGCGGGAGGCAGUUCCAGUUCCAGGUGCAUUCUCUGAUCUGAUGAACAUCGACACGAAUGGCGCUGUCCCGGAUAAAGCGGAGAAGGUUGACAACAGCAUGCAGAAGGAGAGCAGGCCUGCUGAUAGCGAUGCCAACGUGAGCUCCCCAAGGAGUAAGGUGGCCGACGAGGACGUGGAGGAGGUGGACAAGGCCUGGGACCGGCCCAGCAAGAGAAAGAGCACAGAAUUCGAUAUAGCCAAGAGCAUCGAGCUGCUGGCUAGCUCGUUCUUGAAGAUUGAGCACGCCAGGAUGGAGAUGUACAGGGAGACAGAAAGGAUGAGGGUUGAAGCUGAGAUUAAGAAGGGGGAGAUGGAGCUCAAGAGAACUGAGAUCAUGGCGAAAACGCACCUUCAGAUCGCUAGGCUUUUUGCAAAGAAAUUGAAACAGAGCAGUGGAAAGAAUGGUGUCAGUUCGUCAGUAACAGCUGAAGUGGACACCCUUACCAAGAAAGGCGAGAAUGGUUCCGGGUGAUGUGGCAUGCCCGGCAGUUGAUUCUAUCCUCAGCGUACAUGGCACCUCACUUUUCCUGUGCAGCAAGUGUACCGAGUCUGAUUGAGAAAUAGUCAGCUGUAAACUUACAGAUGCAAUAAUGGGAGCGAAGAUUUGACUGUUUGGCCCAUUGCGGGAUUAUAGAAGCGAUUUUUGAAUCAGUGACUUCCUAAGUCUGAAAGUUUCUGCCCUCUGUUCGUGUAGUAAUUUACUGACAAGUGACAACCACCAUUUGUAUAAGCACAUGCCCAUGCUGUGAAGAAAUGAAGCAGCAAUCACCAAUGCUGUGGUAAAAAUGUACUCCCCUUCAGGCCUCGAUGACCAGGUAGAACGACUUCUGCGUAAACGAGCCUUAGAUGUAAAUAUGCGAGCGAGACUUUUAUAGGCUGUUUGGUUUGAGGAAUGAUCUAGUCCAUCGUCUUCUCACUCCUCA